UGACGAGGCGGAACUGGAGGGAGAGGGCGUGCAUGUGGGCGUGUAGGGGGAGGGGUCCCUGAUGCGCGCAGGUGGAGGCAGAGGCGGUCUGGAGGGUGGUACCAAGGGGGCCCGCCCCCUCUUCUCCCGCGCUGAUGACUCCCGCGGCGCCCCUUCCCGCCUUCGCUCCUCGUGUUCUCUGUCUCCCUCCUCCCCGACGCCAUUUUCCGCACGCCGUGAUGUCUUUCUUCCCCUCUUGCCAUCUUGUGUCAUUUUUGGUCUGGUAGAUGUCUCUGGGAGGCUGCUAUUCAUGCUCAUCAUUUGGUGCUGUAGCACCAUCAGAAUAAGCCUCCAUGCUAUCAGUGCCUCCUUUGCGGUGCGGUCCCCUCGUCAUUGUCUCGCCACAGGCUGUAGCUGAUGGCUUGCCACUGAUCUACAGAGGUGUCGUCUGCAAGCUUAUGACCUUUGCAGUCCAGCCACUUGUUGUUGCUUGGCAGAUCUUACAGAAGUACACAGAACUGGACCCUGUAGCAGAGACUUGGCUUUUCGUCUUGGAGCCUGAAAUGCACCAUUUUGCUUUGUCUUUACUUCUAAAGCCUUAGUCUUGAGACUUGUUCAGCGAGGUUGUUACUUAUCUGUAGUGGAAGACUGCUCAAUAUCAGCUAUCGUACUUCAGCUGAGUCCGGUAAACGAAGGAAUUGCACAGACUGAUAGUGUAUUAGUGUGGGAAGUAAAAGUAUGCUAUGUGUUAAUUUGCUUGAAUAUCUUAGAGUCUAAAAUAUCUCCUUCUUGAUGAAGCAUCACUAUGUUGGCAAAGCAGGAUGAAAUCUGCUGUUCAGCAGUCAGGAAUUUUAUGCAUGUACUCAUCUGUUGUGGACAUUGGUGAAAGAUGGAUUCCUUCAUGUUCAGUAAAAUUACUUUUUUACCCAUAAAAUCAGAAACUCAUUUUAAUUUCAACUGAAAUAACUGUGCCACGCCAGACGUUUCCUGGAAAACAGCAUGUGCAAACGCAUUUUCAUGUAAAUGUACUUACUGAGCUGAUUUGCUUAUCCCUUCUCCAAAAUACAUGGGUGCAGGUAUCCAUGACAGAAAGUUAAACAGUUUUUAUUUUAAGCUGAUGAUAGAAGGAAUAUCAGUAUUGCAACUGAGGUGAAGUUUUGGGUCUGCUAUUCAAAUGGAAGAUCCUUCUGUGUGUUUCAUCUCUUUCCUCUUCCUUUUGCCUUUCCUUCUGUUCAGUAUGAAAAUGUAUUCCUAAUUAGCAUAAAUUAUUUAAAGACAAACAACACUGGAUUUUCUAGAAAGAGCAAAGUCAAAAAUGCUUUAGUGAAAUCAGCACUUUCUUGCCUGUUUGUUUUUAAUAGCUGAAAGCAGCAGAAAAGGUGCUGAUGCUGCCAGAAUUGUGUACUCUCUAGGUGUAUUGGCAUUUCUUUAAUGUGGUUUUGUGCCUGUGCCUUAAGCUGCAUGGUGAACAAAUCAUUCUUCCUUUGAACAGUAUAGUUGCUUUACCUCUGAAAAUUUCUGAGGUAAACAACUAGUCCCAUAUAUUUAUCCAGUAGAUAAAUUCCAGUGCAUGUUGUUACUGCUGAUAAUGCGGACUACUUUCUCUAUUUCUGUCAGCAGUAAGGAAUAUACCAAUUAUGUUAUUCAAGGAAUAUCUGGAAUGGUGUAUUAUGUCUUGCAGUGCUGUGUUUAGUAAUUUUUCUGUGUUCUCAAAUAUACCAACUAAUACUCUUACAGCAAAGAACAGGAUACAAAUGAUUUCAUGACAGGUUCUGAUACACCUUUUUUGAAAUAUAGUAUUUUAUUCUGGUUAUGCAGAGGCAAAUCAGUUCUCUUGUUCUUAGCUAAUGUGAUGGUGCUGAUUAUCCCCUUUGUCCACCUCUCUUUCUGCUCUGGAGAUCUAUGGUUCUUGGUUUUCAGAGAUCCCGUGUAAGGCAAGAUGGCUUUGUACUUCUCAGGCACUCAUCUUAGGAAGGCACAGGAGGAGAAUAGUCCAUGCAAGAUGUAUGUGUUUCUGCAGUUUUUGACUUUCUGUUGAAAACUUGUGCAUAUCUCUGCAUGUUUGUUUUACUCUGCUGCAUCUGUAUUUUUUUCUUUACAAAAAAACCCCCACAUGGUUCUUUCGCAUGCCUUUGCUUUUUAGUGUUGACCUUACCUCAUCUCUGUGUGGCCCUGUGGUGUCCACUGGAGCUGUGCUGCAUGUGUCUGUUACCUCCUUGGCUGAGGUUUCCUUAGGCAAGAAACUCAAGUCUGGGGUGUCAGACCUUUGCAGCUGUGCAUACUUUUUUUGGAUUGUUUUGUGGGGUGUUUGUGUGAUCGCGUGUGUGUAUACAAAGACAACAUUCUCAGGAAGCUGCAAUUUACUCUUAGAACUCUCUGUAUUCUCCAUCCCCAAAUACAAAUUCACAGACUUUUCAAAUGAACACAUAGAUUUGAAACUCUUUUGAGUCUGGCAGUAUUGUGCACUUCGUGCCGAGAAAAGAAGAGAAAAUAGAUUAUAUCUUGAAUGCAAGAGGCAAUCUUGCAGGGUAUGCAUGUGCACGCUUAGGUAUAUGUGAGCUGUUGAAGUACUUAAAUGCUGGAAAUACAGUAAAAUCAGCAUUUCUGGUACCUGCUAACUCCUGUCAUCACAUUCUUCCCCUGUGUUUACAGUGCAUGUCCACAUGUAAAUCCUUUGAGAGUUGCUACCAUUUAAUAACUUUUAAUUGAAACCUGUGCAUUGCAUCUGUAGGGAAGAAGUUGGUUUGCUUAAGAGCAUUGCCUUGAGAGACUGUACAAUAUGUUAGUAAUAGAUGUACCCAUUUUAUAUUUAACUAGUGUCUCGUGAUGCAUCUGUAUUUGCUGUCUGUCUGAUCUUCUGUGCUCAUUUUUGCUGGCUUUUGUCUGCAGGAAUGCAGAAAGAAAAAAAGUUAAUCUCAGUUUACAAGGGAGCAAUCUACUAGAAGCUGUGACUGAGUUUCCCGGUGGAGUUUUAGGAUUCGUUGAUCUAGGUGCCAUUAUGCUUAUUAGGACCAGGUUUUACCACAUAAUAAAAUGAGUAUGGCCUAUUAGAAUAUAGAGAAUUGCAAUUGCCCUUUGCCCCUGCUUAUCUUUUAAGGUGUGCUGUUUCAUAGGAAUAACAUAAUUCUCAAUAGCAACCAGUAGUACCCCUGGUUCUGCUCAUUCAUUAAAGCAGGUUAUUUAUUUUCAGAAAGGUUAUUUAUUUUCUGUUAGAAGCAAAGCAAGCAUCUGAGGAUCAAAGCAGAGAACACUUAAUACAAUUUAGCAUUGAAAUCAAUGCUGUGUCUGCUAAUAUUUUUAUUUAUUUUUAUUUUUAGAUAAUCCUUAAAAUAAUUUGGUUCAAUCUGACUUAUUUAUUUACAAGCUUGGAGCAAAGAAGUUAAAAUAGUGUUAUCAGAUGAAGUAACUUGAAACUGUCUAAUUCUAGGAAGCAAAGUGCAAAUUACUUCUCAAACAGAAAAACUAAGUUGAUUUUCUCUCUAAAUUAGGUAAUAAGGAAUCUGUCCUCUCUCUGUAAACCAGUGUUGUCUAAUUAACUUUUUGGGUGGAAUAUAUGAUAAAAGAAAGGCUGUUUUGUUCUGUUUAUUGCAGAUUUUCAUUCUAUUGUUAGAUGUAUUCAAGACAUUCCCGUCAAGACCAUGUGAAGCUUUAUGUACAAGCUAAUAGUGUGUGAUGGCCUUUCUUUGUCUUUCAGAUGGAAAUACUUAGAUAGUAUACCUCCCUUGCUGGGUGUAUGCCCAUCAGCUGAGAGCUAUUGCAUUAUUGCUAAGAAAAUUUUUUUGUGUAUAUAAAAUGGCUGUAGUGGAGGAUGUAAUAUAAUGUGUCAUUUUUAAUUUGCAGGUUUCCACACUGUUGUGGUUCUUUGGAUUUUUUUUUUUUUCUUGGAAAUGGUAGGUCUAGGAAGCAGCUGCCGAGGGAUGAAGUCUUCGCCGCUCCUCAUGGCUGCACUUGUGGCGUGCAUCAUUGUUUUGGGUUUCAAUUACUGGAUUGCGAGUUCUCGCAGCAUGGAUCUGCAGGGUCGAGUCAUGGAUCUGGAAGGCAAAGUCCGGAAGGCGGCAGCGGAGAGGGGUGCUGUGGAGCUCAAAAAGAAUGAAUUCCAAGGGGAGCUAGAGAAGCAGCGACAGCAGAUUUACAAAAUCCAGUCCUUGCACAGCUUUCAGAUGGAAAAUGCCGACAGAGCCCGUCAGGAAGAGAAGGCAAUACUGCUGAGAAACAUUACAGUAAAUGAUCGACUGAUUCAGAAUCUACGAGAACACUUGAAAGAGUUACAGACAGAAUAUGGAAAGCUGCAGUUGGAUGUUUAUUGGUUUCAGAAGAACCAGACUAACCUUCAGAGGAAGUUCUCAUAUGACCUGUCACAGUGCAUCAACCAGAUGAAAGAAUUAAAAGAACAAUGUGAAGAAAGGAUAGAUGAACUUACAAAAAAGGAUGUACCACAAAUCAAAGAAAACAAAGAAUUCUCAGAAGAUUCAAAAAAAUAUAGCCAGGUCAAUAUUCAACUGCCAGCCUUGAAGCAAACUGAGUUCAAGCACAUUGACUUGGAACAGCAGAAACCCACUGAAGAUGUACCUAAAGCAGUACCUACACUAAGACAGACAGACUUGAUGAAGGCUAAAGAAAGAAUAGAUGGCCCAGCUGACAUCAGAAAACAGGAGCCUAAGGCAGAAGAGGAGCAGCUUUUUAGUCAGUUGAAAAAACCACAAGAUCCCCUCAAGGCUGCUGCAGGUCACAAGGAGAUGCUACCUGAAUCAGAGAAGGAGCCAAAUCCAUCUGGAAAUGAAAAACACAUAGCUGGGCAAGAUGUGUUACAGCCAGCACCAGAGCAGGCUGCCAGUGAGGAAGUUGAGAGGGAACAGCUCCUAAACUACGAUGCUAAGCAGGACGACUUGUCCCUGGGAAAGGCUGAAAAACAGGAACAUGAAGCAAUGAACCAGGACAAGGAUGCUGAUUACAAUUUAGAUGAGAAUGAAGCUGAAUCAGAAACAGACAAGCAAGCAGCACUUGCAGGGAUUGAAAAUGUUCAAAACCCUGAAGAUAUGAAGAACCACUUAACUGACCACGGUGAAGGAGGACAGUUGUGAACAAAGGAGGUUCAUGAUGCAACUUAGUCACCUCUUCAUCUGUAUGCAGCAAUGAUGAGAGCAAAGUGAUCUGAGAAUGUUUUGAUUACCUUCUCGAGGCUUGAAUAACGGCCCAAAUGAAGUAGUAUCUUCCUGUGAAGUUUUGGUACUGUUUCAGUGGGGAAAAAGCAAUCUGAAAUUUCUGGAGGCUUGUUAAAGCAGUUGACGUCUGCACUGACUCUCUCCUUCCUACUGAUUAUAAAACUGAAAUCAGCAAGCAAUAAAUGUAGUAACUUUGAAGUUGGCUAUAGUCAUACUACAGUAAUGGUAUAUGUGGAUUGUUGGUACAUGAGCAACAGUCCUCUGCCAAGGAUGGAUCUCUCCCCUGAGCAAUGCACAACAGAGAAAUACCCAGCCUAGUUUUAAGAACUCAAGAGGAGCUAAGCCACUGAACAUGGGAAGGAUGAAAAACAGUCCAUGCUGCAAUCUACCCUUGUGCCUAUUCUGGCACUUUUUUACUGCAACAUAAAUAUACUCAGAAAACAGAAUGAUAUAUUUCACCUGGGCCUUCUGAAAUAAGUUUCUAGUUUACACUGUCUAGGUGAGUUCUUAGCUUCAAGGUUAAAAAAAAAAUAAUCAAAACAAUUCUGAUAAUAGUGCCUUCUUUUUAAGAGAUUAGGCAGGAAGAUUUUUCUGAAAGCUUUGUUGGACUCUUGUUCACAAGUUCAGUAAUACAGUAUGAUUCAGUUACCACUAACCUGCAUAAGUUUAGCAUAAAAAUUCAAACUCACAAACUUUUUGUGACAGAAGCCCUCUGAAAUGGUGUGCUACCCUUUAGUCCACCCGACCACUAUCUUCCGCUAAAAUGUAGGAAGGCAAACACUUGCUUUGUAGAACAGCAAUCAUCUCAGCUGUUCAAUGUGAAUAUUCCUCUCUGCUGGACUUUUGAAGGAGGUAAACCAGACUAAGCAUUUAGAAGAUAUGGCAGUGACUCCUACAGGUGAAGCGGUAGUCGUACAGUCCUGUGUUUAUCACAAUCUAUCAUCUUGUUAAUUUUCUGUAGUCUUGUCUUUUCUGUAACUUGUUCAGUGCAAACUAGAAACUAGUUUACUUGCAGUAACCUAGAAAUAUCCUCUACUUACCACUAGGGCACCCUUUAUUGCAGUCCAACCUUCAUGUCUGUAGCCAGCUGUUUUGCAGAAUUUUGUAUUUGUGUCUGUUCCCAAGACUGAUAUCUGUGUUUAGAGCAAUCUUUGUGAGUAUGAACCAACCUCUGUUUAGACAGCAGACAGCUGUGCCUAACUUGCCAACGAGCAAUUCCAUUUUAAGAAAAUAUAAAUUUGUCUUUACUUUCCCUUUAA
Pipra filicauda (Wire-tailed manakin) is the source of this 6400-nucleotide messenger RNA. It is a transcript of the gene GOLM1, whose product is annotated as golgi membrane protein 1. NCBI's taxonomy places the organism in Eukaryota, Metazoa, Chordata, Aves, Passeriformes, Pipridae. Bases 3867 to 5060 code for a protein of 397 amino acids. The record is from RefSeq and is a predicted model, not a curated record. Gene Ontology annotation, cellular component: Golgi apparatus. The transcript is spliced from 10 exons.